This is a messenger RNA of Myxocyprinus asiaticus (Chinese sucker), 3985 nucleotides long. RefSeq names its product DNA polymerase epsilon subunit 2-like. Lineage: Eukaryota; Metazoa; Chordata; Actinopteri; Cypriniformes; Catostomidae. The transcript has 19 exons. Gene Ontology annotation, cellular component: epsilon DNA polymerase complex. The coding region runs from base 65 to 1648 and encodes 527 amino acids. Gene Ontology annotation, biological process: DNA-templated DNA replication; error-prone translesion synthesis. Gene Ontology annotation, molecular function: DNA binding. The record is from RefSeq and is a predicted model, not a curated record.
GUGUGAGUUGUUUACGGAACAUGUUGGACAGGAAGUUGCGUGAUUUUCGCGGGAGCAGUUAAAGAUGGAGACGCGCAGACUGAAGCAGAAAGUGAGCGCGGGAUUUAAAAUGCGCGGAUUAAUAUUGCGACCUGAGUCCAGCAGGUAUCUGCUGCAGGUUCUGGAGUCUGUCAGUGAAGCGGAUCUGGAUGAAGUUCUGGAGCGAAUCUUAGAUGCUGUUGAAAAACAACCGCUGUCGUCCAGUAUGAUCGAGCUGUCUGUCGCAGAGACAGCUGUUCAGGACUGCAGUCAGUCAUGUGAUGAGACCAUUGACAAUGUUUUCAACAUUAUUGGAGCGUUUGAUGUUCCUCGAUUCAUCUAUAGCACAGAGAGAAAGAAAUUUGUACCUAUCAACAUGACGAAUCAUCCGCCUCCUAAACUGUGUGCUCAAUCGAGAGAUAAAGCCGAACUCUUCAGAGAACGACACACAAUCUUACAGCAGCGGACACACAGACAUGAACUUUUCACCCCUCCUGUGAUUGGAUCAGCUCCAGAUGAAGGGAGAAACAAAUUCCAGCUGAAGACAGUUGAAGCUCUUUUGGGCAGCACAGCUAAACUGGGUGAAGUGAUUGUGCUCGGGAUGAUCACACAGCUUAAAGAGGGUAAGUUCUUCCUGGAGGAUCCGAGUGGCACAGUUCAGCUGAAUCUAUCAAAGGCACAGUUCCACAGUGGUCUGUACACGGAGUCGUGUUUCGUCCUCGCUGAGGGAUGGUACGAGGACUCUGUGUUUCAUGUGAACGCUUUCGGGUUUCCACCUACAGAACCGUCCUCUUUUACCAGGGCUUAUUAUGGCAACAUAAACUUCUUCGGUGGGCCGUCCACCACUGCGGUCAAAGCAUCAGCCAAACUAAAGCAGCUGGAGGAAGAGAAUGAAGAUGCCAUGUUUGUUAUCGUGUCAGACGUGUGGUUGGACAGUGUGGAGGUCCUAGAGAAGAUUCACACCAUGUUCUCAGGUUACUCUGCGAUGCCUCCCACCUGCUUCAUAUUCUCUGGGAGUUUUUCUUCUGCUCCCUACGGCAAAAACCAGAUAAAAACACUCAAAGAGUCGUUUAAAGCACUUGCUGAUCUCAUUUGUGAAUAUCCCAGCAUUCACAACAGCAGUCGUUUUGUGUUUGUUCCUGGUCCAGAAGACCCCGGGCCCGGUAAUGUCCUACCCAGACCUCCUUUAGCUGAACACAUCACAGAAGAAUUUAGACAGCGAGUGCCGUUUUCUGUGUUCACCACCAACCCCUGCAGAAUACAGUACUGCAGUCAAGAGAUGGUGGUGAUUCGAGAAGAUCUCGUCAAUAAGAUGUGCCGAAACUGUGUACGACUUCCCAGCAACAACCUGGACAUCCCAUCCCAUUUUGUAAAGACAAUCUUGUCACAAGGUCACCUGACGCCACUCCCGCUCUAUGUGUGUCCUGUGUACUGGGCGUAUGACUACGCCUUAAGAGUGUAUCCUGUGCCUGAUGUCAUCGUCUUCGCUGACAAAUAUGAUCCAUUCAACAUCAGCAACACAGACUGUCUGUGCAUCAACCCGGGCUCUUUUCCAAGAAGUGGAUUUACCUUUAAAGUGUACUAUCCCUCCAACAGAACAGUUGAGGACAGCAAAUUGCAAGGGCUUUAAAGUUGAAGAGACCGGCAUGGAUGCUAUGUGUUUUAUUUGUUUUGUUUUUUACUUAAAUUUUCUCUUUCAAAUGUUUAUUCCUUUAAAAAAUAAUGUUCUUAUUGUAGCUACAAAAUAGUGGUUUUGCUGAGUGCCAGAUUUGUGGCGGUAUUGCAUUUUUAAAUAAAAUAAAUAUUGAAAAUGAGUGUUAUUUUGCUGCUUUCUGCAGUACACUAAUGCAGCAUAACUACAUUUUGACUACUAGAAGUUCGGUGUAUGGCUGGUUAAACAGAUUAAAAGGCACAUAAAAGGGUUCAUGACACAAGGACGUGAUAAAACUUUCCAUUUGACGUAUAAGAGACAAAUAAUUUUAAUAUGAGAACAUAUUGUAUGUUUUAGAACACAAACUCACAUCUUUCUCACAGCUUUCUGAAAAUUCAGAACAGGAAACAAAAUCUUACACAACAUAUCUUUAUCUAAAAUAUACAUUCACUGAGCACUUUAUUAGAAACACAGUACUAAUGGGUAUAGUGGUACUAAUGGGUCUGGGUAGGGCCUCCCUUUGCUCUCAAAACAGCCUCAAUUCUUUGUGGCAUGUAUUUCACAAUAUGUUGGAAACAUUCAUUAGAGAUUCUGGUCCAUGUUGACAAUAUUGCAUCACGCAAAUUCUGCAGAUUUGUUAGCUGCACAUUCAUGCUGCGAAUCACCCGUUCUACCACAUCCCAAAGGUGUUCUAUUGGAUUCAGAUCCGGUGACUGGGAAGGCCACUGAAGAACAAUGAACUCCUUGUUAUGUUCAUGAAACCAGUUUGAGAUGACUUUUGCUUUGUGACAUGGUGCAUUAUCAUGCUGGAAAUAGCCAUUAGAAGAUGAGUAAAUUGUGGCCAUGAAGGGAUGCACAUGGUCAGCAACAACACUCAAAUAGGCUGUGGCAUUCAAGCGAUGCUUGAUUGGUAUUAACAGGCCCAAAGUGUGCCAAGAACGCAUGCCUCACACCAUUACACCACCGCCACCAGCCUGGACUGUUGACUGUUGGAUUCAUGCUGUUGCUGCCAAAUUCUGACCCUACCAUCUGUGUACCUCAGCUGAAAUUAAGAUUCAUCAGAUCAGGCUACGCUUUUCCAGUCUUCAACUUUCCAGUUUUGGUGAGCCUGUGCCCACUGCAGCCUCAGUUUUCUGUUCUUGGCUGACAGAAGUGGAACCCAACGUGGUCUUCUGCAGUUGUAGUCCAUCCGCCUCGAGGUUCGACAUGUUGUGCAUUCUGAGAUGCUAUUCUGCCCACUACAAUUGUACAGAGCGGUUAUUGGAGUUAACAUAGCCUUUCUUUCAGCUUGAACCAGUCUGGCCAUUCUCCGUUGACCUCUCUCAUCAACAAGACGUUUUCAUCCACAGAACUGCCACUCGCUGGAUAUUUUUUGUUUUUCGCACCAUUAUCUUUACAUUCUAGAGACUGUUGUGCGUGAAAAUCCCAGGAGAUCAGCAGUUACACAAAUACUCAAACCAACCCUGUUUGAAAUCACUGAGAUCACAUUUUUCCCCAUUCUGACGAUUGAUGUGAUCCGUAUCUGCUCCUGACCCGUAUCUGCAUGAUUUUAUGCACUGCACUGCCGCCACACGAUUGGCUGAUUAGAUAAUUGCAUGAAUAAGUAGAUGUACAGGUGUUCCUAAUAAAGUGCUAAUUGAUUACAUAUUAUGUGCCAUUUAAUGGCUUUCGAGAAAAAUGUAACUGACACACAUAACAGAAAAACAAAAACUAUAAGGCAGGAAAAGUUUAAAAAGUAACAAAAAUAUGCAAUCAUUUUUUUGGCCAAAUGAAAUUCUGAUUAAUGAAUUGUAUAAAAUGACAACAGAUAAAACUGAUCUGACAACCUGACCUUAUGAAAAAUAUAUUUUAAGAAUACAAUUCAAUCUUUCAGUCGGUAUUUGCCUUCAUUAUGUAGAUGAUUCUAGAAAAGCCCCCACACAUUUGUGUAAUUAGACUUUCAACUCAAAACCUUCUAGUUCCAGAGAUAAUGUCACUGAAAAAAGCAGCAGUACAUGUUACAUCAUCCCAUUUCAUAGGCAGAGGGUGAACGAACUGCGGGGUAAGGUUACCCCCUAAAAUGCAAACGAUUUUUCAAACUUCAAGAAACGUUCACGCUACAUAAAAAAACUCCAGAAUUUAUUUUUAUUAUUGUUAUUUACAUAAACGCUAUUACUCAUAUUGAUUAUUAUUUUAACGAAGGCAAGAGCAAGCAUAUUCCUGAUUUGAUUUGUUAAAUCGGCAUUACUGCAAACUUGAAUCAUAAGUAAUAAGCUGUCUUUCUUACCGCAGUAAAAUGAAAUUGAAACGAACCACUUAGACCUGCAUAUUUAGCUU